CAGCUUACAUGUUACGCGAAGUCGAACCUUCAUCUUCGUUUCCGAGACACGAGUUUAAAAGGCCAAACUGCAGACGGAGGUCACGGAUUCCCCCACGGCCAUCGGCGGCUGAUCAUCAUUUUCCUCUUCACUCCGGUUCACCCACACCGCCGCUCUCCGCUGCUUAACCCCUCAGUUGUAACAGGGGAGGAGAAUGUCUACACCUUCAAGGAAGAGGCUAAUGAGGGACUUUAAGAGGUUGCAGCAGGACCCUCCUGCUGGUAUCAGUGGUGCACCUGUGGAUAACAAUAUAAUGCUAUGGAAUGCUGUCAUUUUUGGACCAGAUGACACUCCAUGGGAUGGAGGUACGUUCAAGUUAACACUACAGUUUUCAGAAGAUUAUCCAAACAAGCCACCAACAGUGCGAUUCAUUUCUAGAAUGUUUCACCCCAAUAUUUAUGCAGAUGGAAGCAUAUGUUUGGACAUUCUUCAAAAUCAAUGGAGUCCAAUUUAUGAUGUUGCUGCCAUCCUUACAUCUAUUCAGUCAUUGCUAUGUGAUCCAAAUCCAAACUCACCAGCAAAUUCAGAAGCAGCAAGAAUGUUUAGUGAGAAUAAGCGCGAAUAUAACAGAAAAGUGCGUGAAAUUGUGGAACAGAGCUGGACAGCUGACUAAAUAUAUAGUAUUAUAUAUGUCUGUAUCUGUACUCUAUAUCAUUUAAGAUCAAAUUCUCUUAUGGUAUGGUAUGGUGGUAUGUUUCUAUCAGAUAUUUACUUGCUUCAAAAAUCAAAACCCCACCAAAUAUUCUCAAUAAUAAGACUGGUUAGUAGUAAAAGUUAUGUUUUUAUGCCAUCAAAGUAUUUAGGGAAAUUUAAGCUUUCUAGUUUCUAUUAUAUGUGUUUUGUUGUGUUGUGUUGUUUGCUUGUUAGGCAUGUAAUGUGUGUACAUACGAUGGUUUCUUGUAUUAUAUGAUUGGUCUUAAAUUAUGCUAAUAUUUGUUACUUAUUCA
Molecule: messenger RNA, 986 nt
Organism: Lactuca sativa (garden lettuce)
Lineage: Eukaryota; Viridiplantae; Streptophyta; Magnoliopsida; Asterales; Asteraceae
Product: ubiquitin-conjugating enzyme E2 2
Source: RefSeq, a predicted model, not a curated record